UUCCUGAUUUCAGUGAUGGCGGCUGCUGAUCUGAGAGCUGAGCUGAGCUGCUCCAUCUGCCUGAGCAUUUAUACCGAUCCUGUAUCCCUGUCAUGUGGCCAUAACUUCUGCUGGGACUGUAUUGAGAGAACAUGGGACACCCAGGUGGAAACUUUCCUAGAAAAUCCUUCUUGUCCUGAAUGUAGAAAGAGAUUUAGUAGGAGACCUGAACUGACAACAGACUGGAAGCUGCGUGACCUGGUGGAGCGAUUCCGUCCAACUGAGACAGAGCCGGGGGAGACUGGGAUCUUCUGCACCUACUGUGUCCUCUCUCCUGUACCUGCUGCUAAAUCCUGUCUCCUGUGUGAGGCUUCUCUGUGUGAUACCCACCUGAGGGGGCACAGCAAGUCAGCAGAACAUGUACUGACCCAACCCACCGACUCCUUUAUGGAGAGAAAAUGUUCUGUACACAAUGAGCUCCUAAAGUAUUACUGCUGUGAGGAGUCUGUCUGUAUCUGUGUGUCCUGCUGUCUGGCCGGAGAGCACAGGGGCCACAGGGUGGAGCUGCUGAGUGAGGCCUCUGAGAAGAAGAAAGAGAAACUGAGGCAAGUUCUGGAUAAACUGAGGCCAGAGAGAGAGGAGACUGAGAGAGGAGCCCAGAGACUGCAGGAGAGCAGGAGAGAAGUGGCAGAAAAAGCAGCCGGUGAGACAGAGAGAGUCACUGCCCUGUUUAGAGACAUCAGGGAACAGCUGGAAGCCCUAGAGAAGCGACUCCUGAGUGACAUCUCCAGCCAGAAAGAGAAGCUCUCACUCACACUCACUGAUCUAAUGGAGCAGCUGGAAAUAAAGAAGGACGAGCUGUCCAGGAAGAUCCGUCACAUUGAGGAGCUGUGCAACAUGGCAGAUCCACUCACUGUCCUACAGGAACGGGAAUCACAUGGAGCUGCAGAUAAUGAGGGGGGCAGAGAGAGACAUGAUAUAAAGGUCCCUGCUGUAGGGGAUCUGGAUGUGGAUCUGAUCUCAGAGACAUUACUCACAGGCUUAGCUGCCAUUGGGACUGGGGUAAAGGGGUUGUGCUUCCCUGGGCAGGAGGCUACAGACCUGUUACUGAAUAUAAACACGGCUGGGUAUGAUGUAUCUGUAUCAGGGGACAGGAAAUCUGCUUCCUACUCACUCACAGACCAACAUCACCCACAAACCCCAGAGAGAUUUCAGGAUUAUCCUCAGACUUUAAGCAGCAGGAGUUUCCCCUCAGGGCGACAUUACUGGGAAGUGGAGGUCAGUGAAUCAGGGGAGUGGAGGGUAGGGGUGGCCUAUCCCAGUAUAGAGAGGAGAGGGGGCCAGUCCCGGAUUGGGGAUAAUAACAAGUCCUGGUGUUUGUACAGAUGGGAUAAUAAGAUCUAUUCAGUGAUACAUGGCAAUAAAUGGACAAAUUUACCCCACGUCCCUUCCUACAGUAGAAUCAGGAUCUCACUGGACUAUGAGGCCGGACGUCUGUCCUUUUAUGAGCUGAGUGAGCCAAUCAGACACUUACACACCUUCACUGCCACAUUCACUGAGCCCCUUCAUGCUGCAUUCUGGGUAGGGUGGGAUGGUACCUGGGUGAGAAUCAUUAGUUAGGGCACUACCCAGCAGGAAACCCAUUCCUAGAGUUGCCCUUACCCUGUGAUACCAUGAAAGGAAGGGAGUACAGGAGACAUAUUGAUAUUGGGCAGUUCUCUAGCACUUGGGCAGUCAUUUUAAUUAAUUGUGAAUGAUUUACAAACACAGGUACUAAAGUGCAGUUGCCAAUAGCAACCAAGUUAGCAUGACAUAUUGAGAUCUUGAUUUUCACCAUAAACAAAUAUUUCAUGUUUAAUUGUAGUUUUGGUCAAGGACAGUCAUUCAAUGUUAUUUUUGUUACUGAGUACACUUUUCUAAUUGGUUGUUGUGGGAAACCACCCUAAUCCACCUUAAAGCAUAAUCAUGAACUAAUUGUGUAUGUACUCAACCUAUAAAUAAAUGGUCUGUUCACCAAUAUGGUAGAACAAAACAAAUAAAUACAGCCAUGUCUUGAUUCUGGUCUCUGCAAUAUUGCAUUCGUAUUCCUGCAGUCUGACAAUCCAUUUUUGUUUCUGGCAAUGACCCGAUUGCACCAGGAUUGCACCACCAGAUUUGGGACUAGACGUGAUCCAAGAGACCACCACAGGUGACCCUAGUAAUGGA
Molecule: messenger RNA, 2184 nt
Organism: Xenopus laevis (African clawed frog)
Lineage: Eukaryota; Metazoa; Chordata; Amphibia; Anura; Pipidae
Product: E3 ubiquitin-protein ligase TRIM7-like
Exons: 1
Coding region: 16-1599 (527 amino acids)
Source: RefSeq, a predicted model, not a curated record